Messenger RNA from Indicator indicator, 1995 nucleotides. It is a transcript of the gene PPEF1, whose product is annotated as protein phosphatase with EF-hand domain 1. Gene Ontology annotation, molecular function: protein serine/threonine phosphatase activity; manganese ion binding; iron ion binding. Gene Ontology annotation, cellular component: cytosol; nucleus. The record is from RefSeq and is a predicted model, not a curated record. Lineage: Eukaryota; Metazoa; Chordata; Aves; Piciformes; Indicatoridae. Bases 1 to 1995 code for a protein of 664 amino acids. The transcript is spliced from 16 exons. Gene Ontology annotation, biological process: detection of stimulus involved in sensory perception.
AUGUGCAUUGGAACCAUGGGAUGCAGCAGUUCUGUAGCUGACAGAAGGUCAGAGAAUGUCAUCAGAGCUGCCAUCCUCAUCCAGAACUGGUACCGCUUCACCAUGGCCCGGCUGGAGACGAGGCGCCGCUACUCGCUGAGUAUCUUCCAGUCAAUUGAAUAUGCUGAUGAGCAAGAUCAGCUGCAGCUAUCCAACUUUUUUACCUUCAUGCUGGAUCACUGUACUCAGCCUGAUUCAGUUUCCCAUAUUUUCACCACACCCAGUGUGUCUCAGGUGGUGGAUGAAGACUUGUGUUUAAGAGAAUUUGGAAGGAAGAUUGAUGUUCCAGACUCCUAUUAUGGACCACGACUCUCAUUCCCCCUCACUGUUGAAGAUGCCAAUGCUCUUCUUCAUGCUUUCAGGAAUGAACAGCUGCUUCAUGCCCGCUAUGUACUGCAGCUCCUAUGUGAAACUAGGAGGGUUCUCAAGGAGAUGCCAAAUAUCACCCAUCUCUCAACUUCCUACUCCAAGGAGAUCACUGUCUGUGGAGAUUUGCAUGGAAACCUGGAUGAUCUUUUGCUGAUAUUCUACAAGAAUGGUUUGCCUUCAGAACAGAACCCAUACGUCUUCAAUGGUGAUUUUGUGGACAGAGGGAAGAAUUCUAUGGAGAUACUUAUAAUCCUCUUUGCAUUUCUACUCAUCUACCCCAAUGAUUUACACCUGAACAGAGGAAACCAUGAGGACUAUGUCAUAAACUUGAGGUAUGGCCUCACAAAAGAAGUUGUGAAGAAAUAUAAGGACCAUGGCAAACAGAUCCUGGGACUUCUACGAGACAUCUUCAGCUGGCUCCCCCUCGCCACUAUAAUUGACAGCAAAGUUCUCAUCCUCCAUGGAGGAAUUUCAGACACCACAGAUCUGGAGUUCCUGAAUGCACUUGAGAGGAAUAAGCUGAAAUCUUUGAUGCGGCCACCAAAGUCAGUGACAGACAGACAGGACCAAGGAAAGGAGAGAAUUCCCUCAACCAGACCCAGCAAACACACUGCCAACCAGAAAACACCACACAGCUCUUCAGCAGGCUCUGCUGAACCUUCAGCCUCAACUUUGCCUCCAGACCCUACCCUCAAGGAAUGGAAACAAAUCCUUGACAUUCUCUGGAGCGAUCCAAGAAGCCAAAAUGGCUGCACACCAAACAAGCGUCGAGGAGGAGGCUGUUACUUUGGUCCUGAUGUCACUGCCAAGCUGUUUGAAAGGUAUAAUCUGAAGAUGCUCAUCAGGUCUCACGAAUUCAAGCCUGAAGGUUAUGAGAUCAGCCAUGAUGGGAAGGUCAUCACUAUCUUUUCUGCCUCCAACUAUUACGAAGAGGGGAGCAACCGUGGAGCUUACAUCAAGCUGACUCCGGAGCUGAGUCCUCGCUUCGUGCAGUACCAAGUCAGCAAGCAGACACGCAGGCAGAACCUGCACCAGAGGGUGGGUACAAUUGAAUCCUCUGCUUUGAAGUCCUUACGAGAGAAGAUUUACGCCCACAGGUCUGAACUCACCAGUGCCUUUGCACAGUAUGACCACACUGGCACAGGCACCAUUCCUGUCAAUGACUGGGCUGCAGCCAUGGAGUCUGUCCUGCAACUGGACCUGCCCUGGAGGAUGCUGCGCCCUCAGUUGGCACAGAUGAGCCCAGAUGGGGAAGUUGACUUCAUGUCCUGUUUUUAUGAUUUGAAAAUAAGUCAACCUAUAAAAGAGGCUCAGCCAGCUUUGGUGGAAACACUGUGCAGAUACAGAAAGGAUCUGGAGACCAUCUUUAACAUCAUUGACAAGGAUCACUCAGGUCUGAUUUCACUUGAGGAGUUUGGCCAGAUGUGGAAACUUUUCACUUCUCACCUGGGCAUUGAUGUGAGUGAUGAGUCCAUUGACAAGUUAGUCCUGAGCAUAGACUACAACAAGGAUGGCCACAUUGACUUCAAUGAAUUCCUGGAGGCCUUUCAUGUGGUUCAUAGACUAGAGAAAAAGGCAAAUUCAUGA